This is a messenger RNA of Spodoptera exigua (beet armyworm), 6628 nucleotides long. Lineage: Eukaryota; Metazoa; Arthropoda; Insecta; Lepidoptera; Noctuidae. The record is from the annotation of a GenBank genome assembly.
GGUUUAGAAAAAAGUUAGUCCUGUCAUGUCAGAGACAUCGCAGCGAAAAUCAAUAUGAUAUUUUUCUUGUUAUUUUUUGCUUAUUCGUGAUAAAAAUUUGUUUUCAAGCUAGUGUUAAUAAUGAAUGUGACAAAAAAUAUUCCGUUAUGUAAACUAUUUAUUUUGACUAGUAUGCAUACGUCUGAGAUUGUCGUAUUUGAAUCAUCGUAAAACUAAUUAACGCCUAAUGGGUGCUACUUUUUGUUCGUGAUGUUCAUGUAAAUAAUGUGAAUAAUAAAGUACAUCAAAGUAAGAUUUUAACUGAUAUUAUGUACAGAAAUAUUCUAAAUUACGUAAUAAGCCGCGCAUAGUUUAGUGUAUAUAGAAAACGAUGAGGUUUCAUAGAAGGUGCGGCGACCGGGUCACACUAUUGAAUGAAAACUCUACAGCUGUUAGAAAUUUUGUAGAAUUUAACCAUGGCUUGAUAUUAAGCUCGGAACCUUUGAAGGAUGAUGUUAUAUUUGAAGUUACUGUUGACAGAAAGGUGAAUGUUUGGAAUGGAAGCCUGGAAAUAGGUGUAACAACAUUAGACCCUGAGUUUAUGGAAUUACCUGCUACGGCAACAAAACUCAGGAAUACAGCAUGGAUUAUGUCAGGCAGUUCUAUUGUCAAAGAUGGUGUCACUUUGGUCAAUUCAUAUGGACCGGAGUUGGACACUUUGCGGGAAGGCGACUGUAUUGGUGUUAUGAGAACUAGUAAGGGUGAAUUAACAUUUUAUCUCAAUGGUCGCUGCCUGGGAAUAGCUGCAAGAGAUCUUCCGUCAAGACUAUUUGCUGUAAUUGACUUGUACGGACAGUGUGUCCAAGUGUCUAUAUUGCGUUCGAAUGAGAUAAGACCAAUCAUGGAUAGCAGUAUUGAACAGAUUGAAGAGGAUCCAAACAAUGAUGGUACUCUUACAUCUAGUGACAUGGAUGUUGCCGGUCUUCCACCCGAGUCUAGCCAAUACCCGAAAGAACCUCGUAAUGUUUACAUUCCAAUGCCUUCCGAAGGUGCAUGUGCUCUUGUACCACAUGACCGAUUGCGGUUUCAUCCGAGAUGCGGAAUCUUAGUGAAACUGUCAAGUAAUAACAAGACUGCGGAACGAGCUCGUCCACUCGACGACUACAACAAUGGUGUAGUGAUGACACAUCGUCCACUCUAUGACAACGAACUGUUUGAAAUACGAAUAGAUAGGCUCGUUGACAAAUGGAGUGGAAGUAUUGAGGUUGGUGUGACAACACACAACCCUGCUACAAUACGUUUCCCGUCCACUAUGACUAACAUGGACACUGGAACAAUAAUGAUGUCAGGAUGCAAGGUGCUUCUCAACGGCCAUGGUACUUGCAUGGAGUAUGGCAACUUCAACCUUGACGAACUGAGAGAAGGUGACACUGUUGGUAUGAUGAGGAAGAGCAAUGGUAAAUUGCAUUAUUUUAUCAACGGUAUCGACCAAGGUGUUGCCACUGAUAAAGUAGACCAACAAGUUUGGGGGGUGGUGGAUCUAUAUGGAAUGACUGUCAAAGUAUCCAUUGUGGAUCCUUGCGAAGAUUUGGAUAGUAACAUCAAUAAUCCACCUCUCAUGCUCGCUUCGCCUGAAAUCCCUGCACCCAGCAGGUUUAGACCAAGAAUAGACGAAGAGAGCCUUUUAUUUCAUACGCUGCGUGAUUCGAAUGUUAUUAUUAUUAACGAUGGUAAGACUGCUCAUAGGCCUAAUGCUUUCAAGUACUUCAACAACGGAAUCGUAAUGACGAACCGUACCUUAAAAACCAACGAACUGUUCCAAGUACGUCUCGACCUUGUCAUCCCGAAGUGGGCUGGAAGCAUUGAAAUUGGAGUCACGCAGCAUUCUUCUAAUGAUAUAAAAUUUCCAUUCAAAAUGAGCAAUGCCAAAUCCGGCACGUGGGCUGUGACCGGAGAAGACGUAAUUCGAGACGGUACAAUUGUUAUUCCACAAUACGUAAGAAACCUCAAUAAACUUGUGGAAGGAGACACUGUAGGAGUUAUGCGUAAGGAGUUGGGCAUCCUACAUUUUUUUGUCAAUGGUGUGGACCAGGGACCGGCUGCGUUCAAUGUCCCUGAACACGUAUUUGGCAUAGUAGAUUUGUACGGCCGCGCAGCGCAAGCGACAAUAGUGGACGAAUACACCCCACCGCCAAUAUAUUCCCCCGAAUCACCAUUGUCUUCCGAAUCUAAUGCUACAAUAUUUCCUGAGAUGUGCUUCCAUCGCGUGCACGGACGCAACGCGCGUCUGAGUCGCAACCGCUUAACGGCUUGGCGCGCCACCGUCUAUUCCGAGUUCAAUGACGCUGUGUUGUUUAGCUCACGACCUCUCCGCGAAUGCGACAUGUUUGAACUUCGUAUUGAUAAAAUGGUUGACUGCUGGAUUGGAAGCCUUGAAAUUGGUGUGACGGCAAUACGUCCUGAUGAUUUGGAAGCUAGUGGUGGCGUAGGUGCAAUUGCAGGAACAGCUACCGACCUGAACUGGGAUACAUAUAUCCUCAGUGGAGCGGCUAUGAUGAAGGAUGGGGAGUGCGUGCGAAGUGGAUACCCCCUAGACUUGGAUACUCUCACUGUGGGAAGCCGUGUUGGUAUGAUGUGGCAUGCUGAUCGGAGUCUGCAUUACUAUCUGGACGGUAUGGAUAUGGGCAAGGCUUGGUACGUGCCCCAUCUCAACAUUUACGCUGUCGUCGACUUGUAUGGGCAAUGCACGCAGGUGACAAUAUUGCAAAAUGAAGAACGAGCGUUUAAUUACAAUGGUUGUACUAAUUCGGACAACUCUAUGUUGAGUAACUCGAGGGCUUUGUCAUCGCCGCCACCACCGUAUUGGAGUUUCUCCGAAUAUGCUGGCGACAAUAUUUGCCUGAUGCACGACUAUACAGUCGCUCGGCGACUGACGUCUGAUCCCAUGGCAGCGCUGGUUUUCAGCUCUGCACACCUUGCUUUGGGGGAAUUAUUCGAGGUGAAGAUACUGGAGUGUAAGCACUCAUAUGCUGGUAGCUUCCGUAUUGGGAUCACAGAUAUCAACAUCUUGAAUGCUCAUGUAAACUGCAGUCUGCCCCCUAGCGUCGCCUGCCUGCCUCACUUCACCGCGUAUAUCGACGGGCGCUACAUGAAAUACUCGUACCCGGGUACACGAAAACAAGACAUAUACUCGUUUGUCCCGUCGUUCGAGUGGCUGCGUCCCGGCGAUAGAAUUGGUCUGAAGAAAAUCAACGACUCGCGCGUUAUCGUCUACUACAAUUCUGAACCGCUCGACACUUACUUCGAGAGAGUUCCCGACAAAGUGUACGUGGUGAUUGAAUUGUACGGACACGUCACCAAGAUACAAGCCGUCUCCCAGGGGGCUCUCGGGGCUGGACUGAAUCAAACAACGAUUCCUAACGACGGUGAGGACUUCUCGAAGCAAAUAGCGACGCCAUUGAAUUUAGGCCAAUUAAGCAGUGACAACACAGAUGAAGUUUUUGAUAUUCAUGGGUCCUUAGCGGGUGCCGCGUGCCCAUUAGCGGAUGUUCGGCAACGAACUUCUGAUCGCACAUUUGACUCGGCCGAUGAUCCCGGUGAAGACACAACCAGUGAGGACAGCGUUGGUGAGGAUCUGUUAGCCACGGAAGACGAAGCAUCUGCCGCUGAAGACGAUACAAUGGGUCGCAAGAGCAAGGCUCCCAUACUGAAGGGCAAGUACGCCAAGCUGGCUGCACAGGCUGCUCAAGCUGCCGCUGAAGCGCAAGCUGCUGCUCGGGCUGAGGCUAGGGCUACCGCCCAAGCCCAAGGCAAGGGCAAAGGAAAAGGGAAGCGCGGCAAGGCUUCCUCUCCUCCAAAGGAGGCGCCAGCUACAACAGCCUCUGCUGAGCCGUCGACUCCCGGUGCGGCUGCAGAAGUGGGCGCUGGUGUGCCUGCAACAUCUGGCUCUGGCUCUGGAUCGGGUUCGGGUGCUGAAGCCGAGGAAGGAGGCGCUCAAGACGAUGAGCCACCCGCUGGCCCGUCUACUGAACCACCGUUAGAUCUCUCAGAACCAUUGUGCGAUCCCCCUGCCGAGCCAGCCCCUGAGGCCGAGCCCGAGCCGAGUCCAAGUCGCAACAACCUGCCCUACACGUUCUUCAAUAUUCACGGCGUCAACAUUAAACUAUGCAGUUCAGAUACUGUGGCGAUGCGUUUCCAGGGAUAUCAAGAAGGUCUGGCGGUAGUUAGUCAGCCACUUCGCCGCGGACAUAAUUUUAGGUUCCGUGUGGACAAAAUGUGCGAUGAUUGGGUGGGCACGAUAUCCAUUGGGGCAGUGGGCGCGCUCCCGGCCGAACCUAUCAGGAACGGUAUCCCGACGGAGACACCCUGCUGGAUGCUGUCCAGCGAUAUGCUCAAUGACAACGGGACAUUCUAUCACUCAAUGAUGGGGACGGUGUUGGAAGAACUGACGGAGCAGUCGGUCCUCACUCUACACUUCCGCUUCACCAGUGAGCUGGUACUCCAGGUCAAUGGAAAGAUAAUUGGCUGCAUCGCCACCAUUCCACGCCGGUUCAGCCAGGUGUAUCCAGCUGUUGACUUGUACGGCAUGAUUUGUCAGGUGUCAGUGUUACUGCAUCCUUACGUUAUUACAAGCGGAGCAUCAUUGGACUUACCAGUCAUCAGCGAAUUUAGAGAAGAGACAUUUGAUGGACUCUCAGAUGACGAUGCUGAAGCGGUAAGCGAAGGACAAACGGAAAGGAAACGUAAAAAGAAAGCUUACAGUCAAGACAAUCUGGUUGAUGAUGAAGAUGUUCAUUGGGAGCCUACAUACUUACCCGCCGGACCCAGCCAUGGGCUGAGCCUCACGCCCUAUCGUGUGCCAACUCCACUUCCUUAUCGUACACCGAGCCCAUUUCCGAAAACAGGAACAAAACCAUUAGAGAGCCCUGACCCAAUCCCUGUAGUUGUUAUUAAGAAAAAGUAUAAAAAGAGCAAGAACAAGGAUGCUAGAGUUCGGGCUGUUCUAGCUGAGGCCCCAAUGUACACCAGUCUUAAUUUGCCGUUGUAUCCAGUCGCUGAUAAUAACGAGAUGGUGAAUCGCUGCAUUAAAAAGAGCCACUCGACGCACAACUUUUCCAUAUCGAGUGACGAACAGGAGUCAGGCAGCUCGCUCCGUCAGACUAGCAGUGUGGGCUCACGGGCGGACGAUGAUCGGCAAUUGCGUCGCGAGGAGCCAUACAGGCCGCCUGUCGCAACAUUCUUAGAUACCAACAUACGUCAUAAUGAUCGCUACCCUGAAGUAAGUGAUGUCGAUAAUCUGGACAAUGAGAUAGUGGACGCCCUUACCAUGGAGACUGGAAACUUGCCCGAUCUGACUGAAGAACAGUCUUCGUCUAUUGAUGAUUCCACGCGACGGGAUGAUUUUUGGUCUGAGACGUUGUCUGCGGAGUAUUUACACUAUCUCAACCGCAUCUUGUGCUUGGAUCAAGAUGGGGCCGCUUGUCAAAGCUUGGAGUCUGAGUGGGAAGCUUCUGGGGAAGGUUGCGAGCACCUGCACCUUGUUCUGAAGUAUUGGAACUAUCUCGUCCUGCCGUACCCGGAACUGCGGCAAGCUGUGUCCUGGGGACAGGUGCGCUGCUACUGUGCCAACUGCCAGCCUGACGCUGCAACACCAUUCGCUGGCUGGGUCCGUAUCGAGCGUAUUGACGGGGUUGGCGCAGCUCAGCGUGGGUUUUGGCACGUGGUGCGGUCUACACUGGGCGCUGCGCAAGUUGUUGGUGGGGAGCGCGGCCCCGUGCGUCGUCCCAGGGGUCUCAGCUCUGCUCCGUGCUCCUCACUGCCAUUCGCUGACAUAUGGUUCGACGACGAGGGCAAGCCGCAUCAUACUGUGCUGGCUAUAGAGAUUGAUAUCGAGGGUUCGGACGAAGAGAACGAUCGUUUACUGGCGUUCUUGAUCUACUUGAAGCCGCACUCGUCCUUUACUGAAGAUAACUCACCGAGCCUGGACGACUAAGCGUCUCUGUAUGUUUUACUCAACUCCUAAUCCUCUAUACUCUUCGAUAGCACCGUGAACAUACUGAUAAGAAGGUAAACAUAUUCUAUCAUGUCCGAGAUACAGGUGUACUCAGCACGGUGCGAAUUUUUCGAAUUGUUCUUUAUGUUAGACAUUAAGGGACACAAGACGGUUGUCAUUUAAGUAUUAUUAAUAGUAUUUAAUUAUAGACCCGUGCCGUUAGGAAGGCAUUUUCGUUACAGUGUUUUUUGAUCCUCAGGUCGAGUGUUUGGGGUACUAACUACUAAAAGUAGUCGUGGUAGAGUGGUCAUUUUAACGUCAGUGAGACGUUGAUUAAUACUCAGCUCUUUUAUAAAUAAUAAGAAAAAAAUUGUCCCAUUAAAAAAAACCAUAAUACAUAUUGGAAGUAUAUUUAUUUCUUAAUUUUUAUGACGCGACGUUUACAGGAAACCAUGACCCAAGUAAAAGGAAUGUGUGAAUGACGGACCGUUGUGUGUGGCGCGGAUCAGCUUUUCGACUUACAAGUAUUAUGGCCUGUUUCGCAUACCCUUUUUUUUGUCAGGGGAAUAUCAUUAAAUGCCUCCCGCCCAGGGUAAGGCAGACGGGGGGCAAAAUGGGGCAGACGCUUACUGACUAACGCCCGGUUCCUAUAAUUGA